Molecule: messenger RNA, 992 nt
Organism: Gallus gallus (chicken)
Lineage: Eukaryota; Metazoa; Chordata; Aves; Galliformes; Phasianidae
Gene: CCL5
Product: C-C motif chemokine ligand
Exons: 3
Coding region: 191-439 (82 amino acids)
Biological process (GO): cellular response to type II interferon; neutrophil chemotaxis; inflammatory response
Cellular component (GO): extracellular region
Molecular function (GO): CCR chemokine receptor binding; chemokine activity
Source: RefSeq, a predicted model, not a curated record
ACACCACACCCGGGAGGACUCUGCUCUGCUCCUGCCUCUGCAGCUCACCUCUGUCCAUGAUGACUGCCGUAGCUGUGUCCCUCUCCAUCCUCCUGGUUGCUGCCCUCUUCCCUCAAGCCUCUUCAUCUCCGUGUGAGUACAGCAUCUCUCACUGCUCCUCUCUGCUCUCCUGGGGUGGGGGGUUUUCACUAUGGCAGGCAGUCAUAUUGAAGCAGAGAUGGAAAAGGCAAGUUUCAAAGUUGGGGCUGAUACAACCGUGUGCUGCUUCAACUAUAGUGUACGGAAGCUGCCCCAGAAUCAUGUGAAGGAUUAUUUCUACACCAGCAGCAAAUGCCCACAGGCAGCAGUUGUGUUCAUCACCAGGAAGGGGCGGCAGGUCUGCGCAAACCCUGACGCCCGGUGGGUGAAGGAAUACAUCAACUUCCUGGAGCUGCAGUGAGCGCUGGGACCUGAGGUGUCUGCCCUGGAGAGCCCUGCGAGUCCAUGCAGCAAAGUCAUGGUGUGGACCUAGAAACCCCACUGCUGAGCACCAGGGCCAACAGACACCCCGGGGCCCCUGAGCUUCCUUUUGUCUUGCAACAGCAUCAUCUAUACUAUACAGUUUAGCCACUCUACCAUGCAGCUGCAAUGCUGGGGAUGCACCUCUUGGCCUUGCAGAUCUGCUUGGUGCAGGCUGUUGUGCAAAUGCUGUCCUCUCCUGUGCCUCUGCUGCUGGAGCGGGAGGGGAUCUUACCCUAAGAGCCACCUGUGGGAAGCAGUCUGUCAAAAUGAGGUGUGAGUGCUGUCACGUAAUGCAGGCUGACCUCCAGGCCAACUGGCUGCGUCUCACCGUGCUGCAGGAGCUGUGAAUCAGAUGCUGUGAAGGAGAUCCUUCCCUAAGGGAGGAAAGUACACUGGAUAUUUAUGGGAUGCUCAUUCUGGAACCACACGUGUGCUCAAAACGCUGUGUCUUGCUGGUCCCAAAGAAUAAAGGUUUCUAUCUCUGUGUCUAA